Saimiri boliviensis boliviensis (Bolivian squirrel monkey) is the source of this 2757-nucleotide messenger RNA. It is a transcript of the gene STEAP4, whose product is annotated as STEAP4 metalloreductase. Gene Ontology annotation, molecular function: cupric reductase (NADH) activity; ferric-chelate reductase (NADPH) activity. Gene Ontology annotation, biological process: copper ion import. NCBI's taxonomy places the organism in Eukaryota, Metazoa, Chordata, Mammalia, Primates, Cebidae. Gene Ontology annotation, cellular component: plasma membrane; endosome. The record is from RefSeq and is a predicted model, not a curated record.
AUGGAGAAAACUUAUAUAGAUGCACUUCCUCUUACUAUGAAUUCCUCAGAAAAGCAAGAGACCGUAUGUAUUUUUGGAACUGGUGAUUUUGGAAGAUCUUUGGGAUUGAAAAUGCUCCAGUGUGGUUAUUUUGUUGUUUUUGGAAGUCGGAAUCCCCAGAUGACCAACCUACUGCCCAAUGAUGCAGAAGUCUUGAGCUAUUCAGAAGCAGCUAAGAAGUCUGACAUCAUAAUCAUAGCAAUCCACAGAGAACAUUAUGAUUUUCUCACAGAAUUAACUGAGGUUCUCAAUGGAAAAAUAUUGGUAGACAUCAGCAACAACCUCAAAAUCAAUCAAUAUCCAGAAUCUAAUGCAGAGUACCUUGCUCAGUUGGUGCCAGGAGCCCACGUGGUAAAAGCAUUUAACACCAUCUCAGCCUGGGCUCUCCAGUCAGGAGCACUGGAUGCAAGUCGGCAGGUGUUUGUGUGUGGAAAUGACAGCAAAGCCAAGCAAACGGUGAUGGAUAUCGUUCGUGCUCUUGGACUGACUCCAUUGGAUCAAGGAUCACUCAUGGCAGCUAAAGAAAUUGAAAAGUACCCCCUGCAACUGUUUCCAAUGUGGAGGUUCCCCUUCUAUUUGUCUGCAGCACUGUGCAUCAUCUUGUUUUUCUACUGUGUUGUAAGAGACGUAAUCUACCCUUAUGUUUAUGAAAAGAAAGAUAAUACAUUUCGUAUGGCUAUUUCCAUUCCAAAUCGUAUCUUUCCAAUAACAGCACUUACACUGCUUGCUUUGGUUUACCUCCCUGGUGUUAUUGCUGCCAUUCUACAACUGUACCGAGGCACAAAAUACCGUCGAUUCCCAAACUGGCUUGACCACUGGAUGCUCUGCCGAAAGCAGCUUGGCUUGGUAGCUCUGGGAUUUGCCUUCCUUCAUGUCCUCUACACACUUGUGAUUCCCAUUCGAUAUUAUGUACGAUGGAGGCUGGGAAACUUAACUGCUACCCAGGCAAUACUCAAGAAAGAGACUCCAUUUAGUACCUCCACAGCCUGGCUUUAUGAUUCAUAUGUAGCUUUGGGAAUACUUGGAUUUUUUCUGUUUGUACUCUUGGGAAUCACUUCUUUGCCAUCCGUUAGCAAUGCAGUCAACUGGAGAGAAUUUCGAUUUGUCCAGUCCAAACUAGGUUAUUUGACCCUGAUCUUGUGUACAGCACACACCCUGGUAUAUGGUGGGAAGAAAUUCCUCAACCCUUCCAAUCUCAAAUGGUAUCUUCCUGCGGCCUACGUGCUAGGGCUCAUCAUUCCUUGCAUCGUACUGGUGAUCAAGUUUGUCCUAAUCAUGCCAUGUGUAGACAACACCCUUACAAGGAUCCGCCAGGGCUGGGAAAGGAACUCAAAACACUAGAAAUCAGCACUGAAUGUGAAAAACAGAUAUUUAAAGCAAAGUUCAAUUUACCUGGAGUUCUGAACUAUAGUUUUGAAUGUUUAAAGAAGAAUGAUGGGUGCUGUUAGUAAAGCUGUUUUCUUACACAAUGACUGAGAUUCAUGAACACAGAGGGAAACAUUGCCUGUCUUUGAAAAAUUGAUACACUAGAAGAGAACACCAUUUUAUCUCAGGUUAGUGAAGAAUCAGGGCAGGUCCCUGCCUCUUGUUUUCCUGGCGGCCAUGGGGCUGAGACUGAGAUUAGCUUUGCGGUUUCACACUAAGAAGCUUCUUGCUAUGGGCAACAUGCAUGACCUAAUAUCUUGCAAAAUCCAGUGGAAGUACAUGCAACUUCCUUCUCUGGCUCCAGGGCUAAGUUAAGUGAAAGAAAAAAACAGCACAGUGGUGACCACUGAUAAAGACUUUAUUAGGUAUAUCUGAAGAAGUGGGCCACAUGAAAUUUAAAAAGGAAAUGAGUUUUUUUGUUUGUUUUUUGGAAGUAAAGGCAAACAUGUAUUACCUGAUGAAUUCUAGUGAAAUGACCCCUUGACUUUGCUUUUAUCAGUACAGAUAUUUACUGUGGGGAACUAUUUUAUAAUGUAACAAAAAUUUACAAUUGAUUAAAAGUAACCAUGUCUUGGAUACAGGCAAAUCUGCAGAGUUGUCAUACAAUUCUUCCUCUACAAAGAAUAGGAAAGACCAAAUAAAAAUGAAGUGAUAUCCACUUGGAUUCCCCUUGCAUUGUGGAGUAAGCAAAGAAGGGUUAAUAAAAGUCCUUGAACAAAAAGUUCAAUGAACCAGAAUUUUAGAUAGCAAGCCAAAUAAAUAUUGUAAAGUUGCACUAUAUUAGGUUUAGUAUUAUUUUGGUAUUAUAAUAUGCUUUGUAAAUGUCAUAUUCCAAAUAUUAUUCAGUAUUUGUCAUCUAUUAAAUUAAUGUCUAGUAUAAAGAGGUAGCCUCUAUAUCUGUCUUAGUCUAUUAUAAUUGUAAGCAGUAAAAUUAAAUUAAUAAUCUAAAGCUAUAUAUUUGAACAAUGCAUAGAGGAUCGAAAAUUAUGGAAAGUCAUAGGGCAGAAAGGUGUGAAGAGUCGUCAUUAUGUAAAACUUGGAUCUUUCUCAAAUCCUUCCUGAAAUUUAGUAUGGUUCUCACUGUUUUUCUGCGCUGAUAGUACUCUUUCAAGGUGACCUUCAGGAGGAUUAACCUUCCUAGCUGAAGCAUGGAGCUAAAAGGAGCCUUAUGCAUGAUCUUCCCACAUACCAAAAUAACUAAAAGGCAUUGAGUUUGUCAUUUUUCUGCCUGUUGUACUAAGACCAUUUUUUUUACUUUUGCCAUAACAUAUUAUACAUGACAUUAUACAAAAA